Drosophila bipectinata is the source of this 558-nucleotide messenger RNA. The record is from RefSeq and is a predicted model, not a curated record. Lineage: Eukaryota; Metazoa; Arthropoda; Insecta; Diptera; Drosophilidae.
AUGCAGGAAUAUGCUCAAGAUGCCAUGGCCUAUGUUCGUUGCUACGGCCGUCCAGACUUAUUUAUCAACUUCACAUGCAAUCCAGCUUGGGACGAGAUAGUGCAGCUGUUAUAUCCUGGACAAUCGUCUAGGGAUAGGCAUGACAUCACAGCCCGUGUUUUCAGACAAAAGCUCAAGACACUGAUGGAUUUCAUUGUGAAAGAUGGAGUUUUUGGAGUUGUGCGGUUCUGGAUGUAUUCAGUAGAAUGGCAGAAGAGAGGAUUGCCGCAUGCGCACAUACUAAUCUGGCUGUAUGAUAAAAUUACUCCAGACGAAGUCGACGAUGUGAUAUGCGCUGAGAUUCCACGGGCCGAGGUUGAUACGGAUUCGCAUGCAGUUGUCUUCAAGAACAUGACCCAUGGCCCAUGUGGUACCCUCAACCCAAGUUCAUCAUGCAUGGUAGACGGGAAGUGUUCCAAGCGAUAUCCUCGAGCAUUUGCUGCCAACACCGUAUCAGGAAACGAAAGAUAUCCUUUGUAUAAGAUAUGUCUGAAGAUGGCGGGACUUCGGAAACUUUAA